AUGUCUCAUAGAUCGGGUGGUCGUAGAAAAAAUGUAAAAAAGGGAUUUCAGUUUACCCUCAUGGUAGUUGGAGCUUCGGGAACAGGCCGUUCCACUUUCGUCAAUACCCUCUGUGGUAGUGAAGUUUUGACCAAAAAAUUGUGUGAUACCCCCGAAACUGCACAUGUAGAAGCGGGUAUUCGAAUCAAACCGGUUACAGUUGAAUUGGAUGAAGAUGGUGCCAGAAUUGCUUUGACAAUUGUGGAUACUCCUGGAUUCGGGGAUAAUAUAGAUAAUGAAUUUUGUUUUCAGGAAAUUAUGGGCUAUCUAGAGAGACAAUAUGAUGAUAUUUUGGCGGAAGAGUCGAGGAUUAAGCGUAAUCCUCGAUUUCGUGAUAAUCGAGUUCACGCACUUCUUUACUUCAUUACGCCAACGGGUCAUUCGUAUGA
Racocetra persica is the source of this 428-nucleotide messenger RNA. The record is from the annotation of a GenBank genome assembly. NCBI's taxonomy places the organism in Eukaryota, Fungi, Glomeromycota, Glomeromycetes, Diversisporales, Gigasporaceae.